Musa acuminata subsp. malaccensis (wild Malaysian banana) is the source of this 1483-nucleotide messenger RNA. RefSeq lists its product as uncharacterized. NCBI's taxonomy places the organism in Eukaryota, Viridiplantae, Streptophyta, Magnoliopsida, Zingiberales, Musaceae. The record is from RefSeq and is a predicted model, not a curated record. Gene Ontology annotation, biological process: aromatic amino acid biosynthetic process. Gene Ontology annotation, molecular function: oxidoreductase activity; 3-dehydroquinate synthase activity.
CAUCUCCGGGCCCACCACAAAGGGCUAAUCUUGGCGGACGAGGGGUUGCCAUUAGAGAUCGGCCCCCGAAGAUAAAAGCGGAAUCCAUGGCGUUCCGCUCCUUCCCAGCCGAAAUCUCCAAGCCCACGGCCUGGCCGCCUCCUCUAAGAGGGGGUAAUGCGGCUCGCUUGCCCGUUAAUGCUUGCGCGGCGAUGACUUGCUCUGUGGCUGCGGACGGAAACAGGCGAUCGAAGCUUGUUUGGGUGUGGACUGAGAGCAGGCAGGUGAUGACUGCAGCGGUUGAGAGAGGGUGGAACACCUUCCUCUUUCGCUCGGAAUCACGAUCCAACGACCUUGCCAAUGAAUGGUCAUCAAUUGCCCUGAUAACGCCUCUCUUUAUUGAUGGGAAGCAGCUGUUUGAUGGACAAAGCAGAAAAAUUGCAUCCUUUUAUGAGGUUUCAUCUCCACAAGAACUGGAACUCUUCCAACCAAACACAGAAGAAGUAGACAACGUUGUCAUAAAUUUCCAGAAUGAAUGGCAGGUUAUACCUGCGGAGAACAUUGUCGCAGCAUUCCAAGGGUGUAAUAGGACUGUCUUAGCAGUUUCAGCUACUUCAACUGAAGCGCAAGUGUUUCUUGAGGCCUUGGAGCAAGGUCUCGAUGGAGUUGUUCUGAAGGUUGAAGACAUAGGAGAAGUUCUCAGACUUAAGGAGUAUUUUGACAGAAGAAAUGAAGUCAGGAAUAUGUUAGCCUUGACUAAGACAACUGUAACUCGGGUAGAAGUGGUUGGCAUGGGUGACCGUGUUUGUGUGGACCUUUGCAGUCUCAUGCGACCGGGUGAAGGCCUUCUGGUUGGUUCUUUUGCUAGAGGGCUUUUCUUGGUUCACUCAGAAUGCUUGGAGUCAAAUUACAUUGCUAGCAGACCUUUCCGAGUAAACGCUGGGCCAGUGCAUGCCUAUGUUGCAAUUCCAGGAGGAAAGACUUGCUACCUCUCAGAGUUGCAGGCAGGUAAAGAGGUCAUAGUGGUUGACCAAAGUGGUCUACAACGGACAGCAAUCGUGGGUCGUGUGAAGAUCGAGUCGAGACCACUUAUCCUAAUCGAGGCAAAGGAACACUCAGGAAAUGAGACAUACAGCAUCUUUUUACAAAAUGCAGAAACUGUUGGAUUAGUCUGCCCUCGUGAAGGAAACCAGACUACAAUUCCAGUCACCUCACUCAAACUCGGAGAUGAAGUCAUGUUGAGAGUGCAGGGCGGCGCUCGACAUACUGGGAUAGAAAUCCAAGAAUUCAUCCUUGAGAAAUGAAACUGUUGGAAUCAAUCUCUGGAGGUUCUUCUCUUAUCAAAAUUUCUUCUUUAUAAGAUUUGUAAUCUAUCUUCCUCUCCCAAAAUAUGUUGGAUUUGAACAAAAAUCAACAGUGUGUUGCAAUUCAACUUUCAAAUUCCUUUUAUUUGCACAGAAAGAAAAAUGUGUUGCACAUCAACAUUCAUUGAAUCAACUUAUAU